AAAGCCAUGUCGCGCCUCGAAUAACUUUUCUCCAGAGCAUGAACGCGGGCGCGUGUCGAAGCUCUCCAACUUUCCCCACAUCCUCGCGUACCUUUCCCUCCUGGGGCAAGUGGUCGAAUACCUGUCGCUUACACACUCUACUACAUACGACCACAAGAUGCCUCGGUAUCUUCUCAGCUUGUCAGCUUCCCCUCACCUUUGGCAUCGACAAACAAGGGUUCCAAAGGGGUCCGCGUUGCCUAAACUGGUAUAGCAGCAUGGACAGUCCAGAACAUUUUAAUUGUAUACAUUGCUGUAGAUCACUGUCAAGAUGUAGCUGUUGAACUUUUCGCCGUUUUAUACCAUGCCAAAUUUUGGAUUCCUCUCAUUACCUAUCAUCGGGAAUAGCAAACAAAAUGGCCUCUCUCGCUCUCACCGCGGCAGGUGUGGCGGCAGGCUCGGCCUACCUCAACGCCCGUCUCUCGCUCUCCCACGAUCUCCUUUUUGCCCGCAUUGCCGGUUCAUCCGUCAUCAACAUCAUCAAGGCCGUCCGGUCCGGAAAGAUCAACUUUUUCUACGUUCUCGAGAAGCAGGCACUCGACACCUCGUCUGCCAACCGCCCGUUCAUGCUCUUUGAAGGCCGAUCGUGGACUUACAAGGAGACAUAUGACAAUGUUUUGCAGUGGGGCACCUGGCUUCGGGAGGUGAAGGGAGUCAAGAAGGGGGAUGUUGUCGUCUUGAACUACCAGAACUCGGCCAUGUUCAUGAUUCUGUGGUUUUCCAUCUGGAGUGUCGGGGCGAAGCCGGCUUUCAUCAACUACAACCUGCGGGAUCAGGCUUUGACACAUUGCUUGAAGGAGAGUACAGCAAGGCUGGCGUUGGUUGAUCCUCAUGUGGCUGAUGCGCUGACGGACGAUGUAAGAGAGAAGAUGGCGGCCAUGGAGUUUAUCGUUACGGGAGAUGAUGUUCAACGGGAGGUUCAGAGGGUACGGGGGACGAGAGGCGAUGAUGAGCUGAGGAAGGAAGACGACUAUGUCGCCAUGGCUAUCCUGAUCUACACCAGUGGGACGACAGGCAUGCCCAAGCCUGCUGUGGUCAGUUGGGCCAAGAUCUUUACCGCCAUCGGACUGUGUUCCAAGGGUACUGGGAUGAAGAAGGACGACGUCUUCUACACGUGCAUGCCUCUCUAUCACAGCUCUGCCUCGUGUCUGGGUGUCUGCAGCGUCUUGUUUACUGGAACAACGCUCUCCAUCGGCAGGAAGUUUUCUACAAAGACGUUCUGGAAAGAGGUGCGCGAGACCAAGUCUACCAUUAUCCAGUAUGUGGGCGAGACAUGCCGAUACCUGACGGUUGCUCCACCGGAGAUCGACCCCGUUACUGGAGAGAACCUGGACAAGAAGCACCAUGUCCGAGUCGCCUUCGGUAACGGACUUCGGCCAGAUGUCUGGGAUAAGUUCAAGGAGAGGUUUGCUAUAGAUACAAUUUAUGAGUUCUAUGCGGCAACUGAAGGAGCGCUAGGGCUUUGGAACCUGAGCCGUAAUGCGUUUGGCAAAGGCGCCAUCGGCCGAUAUGGUGCCCUUUCCACGCUCUUCCUCGGGCUUCGUUCAGCCAUUGUCAAGAUUGACGAUGAGACAGAGGAGCCCUGGCGAGAUCCCCAGACUGGAUUCUGCCAGCGCGUGAAGAGCGGCGAUGUGGGCGAGUUCUUGGUCAGCUUGCCUGCUGACGACGUCAACAAGAGAUUCCAGGGAUAUUUUGGCAACCAGAAGGCGACAAACUCCAAGAUCAUGAGGGACGUCUUUAAAAAGGGGGACGCAUGGUUUCGGUCUGGAGACGUGCUCCGCUGGGACUCGGAUGGCAUGAUCUUCUUCUCCGACCGUAUCGGCGAUACUUUCCGUUGGAAGAGUGAAAAUGUGUCCACCGCCGAGGUAUCACAGGCGAUGGGACUUCAUCCCAAUGUUCUGGAAUCCAACGUCUAUGGUGUCCAACUACCGAACCACGACGGUCGAGCAGGUUGUGCAGCCAUUGCCUUUGACAGUCCAAAUCUGAGCCGUGAGCUGAUGGCUAGCUUGGCCAAACAUGCGCGGGAAAAGCUACCCCGUUAUGCGGUGCCUCUGUUCCUGAGAGUGGUCAAGGGCGUUGGUGAGCAGACAACAGGCACGAAUAAGCAACAGAAGCAUCAUUUAAGGCAACAGAGUGUCAACCCGAGCAAGGUUCAGGGCGAUGCUCUCUUUUGGUUGAAGGGGGACACAUAUGAGCCAUUUGGGGAGACACAGUGGAAGGAACUGGAGGGUGGAAGGGUGAAGCUGUAA
Molecule: messenger RNA, 2288 nt
Organism: Podospora pseudocomata
Lineage: Eukaryota; Fungi; Ascomycota; Sordariomycetes; Sordariales; Podosporaceae
Product: long-chain fatty acid transporter fat1
Exons: 4
Coding region: 396-2288 (630 amino acids)
Biological process (GO): very long-chain fatty acid metabolic process; long-chain fatty acid import into cell
Cellular component (GO): cytoplasmic side of plasma membrane; peroxisome; lipid droplet
Molecular function (GO): long-chain fatty acid transmembrane transporter activity; long-chain fatty acid-CoA ligase activity; very long-chain fatty acid-CoA ligase activity
Source: RefSeq, a predicted model, not a curated record